This is a messenger RNA of Hirsutella rhossiliensis, 1614 nucleotides long. Its product is annotated as P-loop containing nucleoside triphosphate hydrolase. NCBI's taxonomy places the organism in Eukaryota, Fungi, Ascomycota, Sordariomycetes, Hypocreales, Ophiocordycipitaceae. The transcript is spliced from 5 exons. Bases 1 to 1614 code for a protein of 537 amino acids. The record is from RefSeq and is a predicted model, not a curated record.
AUGGCUGGCCAGUUCUCGGCCCAGCCGGCGCUUGCAGCCAACCUGCCCACCUUGCUCUCCCACAUGGGCCUCCUCGACCCCGACGGCAACUCGCAAGACGAGCACCAAGUCUCGGGCGCGCCCAUCUUCACCGAGUCUGUACGCAAGUACGCACAGGGCCCCGGCAACAGGCCCUUCCAGCAAUACGGCCUCCUCGGCGGCGACUCGGUCAAGAUGGCCUCGUCGAGCGUGUUCACCGGCAGCCUGGUGGCGGCCGACAACGACCCGCGCAUCUUCUACAACGUUGCCGCGCCCGCCAGCGUCUUCGUCUGCGGCAGCCAAGGCUCCGGCAAGAGUCACACGCUGAGCUGCAUCCUCGAAAACUGCCUCAUCCCGUCCCCUGCGAGCGUGCUCCCGCGCCCCCUCACCGGCAUCGUCUUCCACUACGAUACCUUUGUGUCGGACACGGGAGGCGCGCCGUGCGAGGCGGCAUAUCUGGCUUCCUCCAAGGGCGUGCAAGUCAGAGUGCUCUGCCCGCCGACCAACAUUGUCAAGAUCAAGAAAAUAUACAGCGCACUGCCGCGCGUGACCGUCGAGGAGCUCCGGCUCGACGAGUCGGAUCUCAACACCAAGAGGAUGCUCGACCUCAUGGCCGUCAGCUCCGUCCAGGGAGGCGGCAUGCCGCUGUACUUGCACGUCGUGACGCGCAUCCUGCGUGACCUCCGCAUCCUGCAGCAAAAGGCAGGCGGAAACUUCAACUACACGGCCUUUAGACGCGAGCUCGAGCUCCAGGACUUGGCGCCCGGCCAGAUGGGCCCCCUGCAGCAGCGUCUCGACACCCUGGAGAGCUUCAUGCCCCAGCAGCAAGUCCAGACUCCGUCUAAGAAGCAGAACGGCGCGGCGCCCGCUCCCGCCAAGAGAGCCGGCAAUGUCUGGACGCCCAAGGCCGGACAGUUGACCAUCAUUGACCUGUCGUGUCCCUGCAUCACCCAGGAGGCGGCUUGCGCGCUCUUUAACAUAUGUCUCAGCCUGUUCCUGGAGCAAAACUCGCAGAUUGGCCGCAUCAUUGCGCUCGACGAGGCGCACAAGUACAUGACGGACUCGGACGAAUGCGCAACGCUGACCGAGACGCUGCUCGCGACGAUUCGCCUGCAGCGCCAUCUCGGCACCCGCGUCGUGAUUUCGACGCAGGAGCCGACCGUCUCCCCCAAACUGCUCGACCUGUGCUCCAUCACCAUUGUCCAUCGCUUUACUUCCCCGGACUGGUUCCGCAGCCUGAAGCAGCACUUGGCCGGGGCCAACAACCUGGCCCAAGGCAUGGACGGAACGAGCGUGAUCUCAACUGGCGAAGGGCUGCUCUUUUCUCCGAGCGCCUUGAUUGGCCUUGCGCGUGGCUGGAGCUCGAGCGCGCUCAAUGCUCCCUUUGGAAACGAGAGCCCAGAUGCGCUCAUCGAUCUCUUGGGGGAGGGCAGCGGGCUCAAGCAUGACGGGCCCCGGAGCACGGCGGCAGCGCGGGACUUGAAGAACGGGUCCAUGACAGACAUGAAGCCGGUGCCUCUUGGCCCCAAGCCAUUGAAGAUACGCGUGAGAAAGCGUAUCACGGCUGACGGGGGCCGCACAAUCAUGGCGGCUUGA